GAUACGUAAAUUUAACAAUUCAAUUAAUAGAAGUGAUUACAGACAUUAAAGAUUUCAUAAAAGAAAAAUCACGUUCAUUAAUAUUUUAUAAUGUUACGAAAGAAAUAGAAUAUGAUCAUAUAGAUUUAAGCAGACAACUCAUAAAUCUUAUUAGAUCGAUUGAAUUAGAAGCAAAUGAGAGGUUACAGAACCCUAAAGAUACAGUGUCGUCAAGUAAAUUAUUAGAGAUUCAAUUGUUUGCUUACGGAUGGAUCCUUAAAAUACGCUUUCAAAAUAUCUACAUAGAACGUUGCAAAGGAACUUACCCGGAAAUUUUCUCUCGACUACAGGAAGAUCAGAAGAAAAAAACCACAAAUGUUUCGAAACGUGAAGCAGAGAUAAUGACCGAAGAUUCAUUCUUCAACAAUUCUUUUAAAACGAAUAAUUGUAACUUCUCGUAUACGAAUAGUUCUGUUGGAGGAAGAUUUUUUAAUGAUUUUCAGCUUCCACUGGAUGAUCAGUUUGAUUCAUUGCCUACAGAGAAGAGCGACUGUGAACUGGAAGAUGAGGAAAUAACCGUCAAGGAUUUCAUGGAGAACAUUAAAUUAACUAAACGUCAAAUAAACAAAAACUUGAAGAGUUUCGAAGAAACUGCAAUGGACGUUGAUAACGAUUCCUCUCACAACAUACGGAAUACGAAGAGCCGCAUACUCAAAAGAUCCAACCUUAAAGGCAACCUGGAUAACUUGAAUUUCCUUCAAUUAAGGUUUAAACUGGCAGUAUAUCGUUGGAUUUCUAGUACAAUAAUUCACAAUGCCCUUGGCAAAACUGCUUUCGGUAACAUGAUGCCAAUUCUACGAGACUGUGAACCUACAUUUCCCAUAAAAGAGGCUAACGAGAUGAAAGAAGAAAUUGAGAAAGUGAGUGACAAAGUCACUGAUCAGGAUAAAUUUAUUUAUAUGCAUGACGAUCAUUAAUCUCGCUGAAUCGCUC
Molecule: messenger RNA, 972 nt
Organism: Cyphomyrmex costatus
Lineage: Eukaryota; Metazoa; Arthropoda; Insecta; Hymenoptera; Formicidae
Exons: 5
Source: RefSeq, a predicted model, not a curated record